AUGAAGGCGAGCAUCGCCCGUUCCUCUGAGCAGAUGAGUGUCGUCUCCUUGCUCUUAAUCAGAAUAUAUGACAUCACCCACUUGUCCCAUGUUGGCCCGCAUCCGGCCCUUCGGUCGUGGGAUUGCACUCUUCUCGCUAUCACCAUCGUUCUCGACGCCCUCGAGGUCCUACUCCGCAAUGCCCCCGAGUAUGCCGUACUACCCCUCUCUGGCCGCGGGACACAAGCCGACCGAGCCCAGGCCGAGUUCCAGCUAACAGUCAGCGUUCUCCUUCUCUCUCCGACAAAUCAGAUUCUGCUCCUGCACCGCGUCAAGACGUCUUCGGCUUUCCCCUCUGCACACGUCUUCCCUGGAGGAACAGUGAGCGAGUUUCAUGAGGAGCCCGUCCCCCCGCCCGGCGACCCGAAGCGACACUGGGACAGCGAGGCGUACCAGCUGGCCGCGAUUAGGGAAACAUUUGAGGAGAGUGGUAUCCUUCUUGCGAAGCCGAAGGGACAGGAGAGUGGAUUUGAGCUGCUGCAGCUUAACGACGAGACCCGGGUAAAGGGAAGGAAGGCGACACACGCGGACCAGAUCAAGUUCACAGAUUGGCUGGACAAGGUCGGCGGUGUGCCGGAUUUGAAUGGUCUCGUCCCGUUCACGCGUUGGAUCACACCGCCCGGGGCGCCAAUCAAGAAGCGUUUCUCGGUGCAGAUGUACAUCUACAUGCUCCCUCUUGGACAACCGACACCGGACACGGCGCACGACGGAGGACUGGAGCACACAGAGGCGGAAUGGGCCGACGUACGGGAGUGGGUGCGGCGCGCGCAAUCGGGCGAAGUGAUGCUGUACGAGCCGCAGGCGUUUCCUCUGCACGUCAUGGCGCCGUUCUUCCCGCAAGGUCCGAACAGAGAUUACGCCGUGGAGCGCAAGAAUCUGCUCGAGUUCAUCCACCGCGUACCCACCGGCGACAGCGGACAUUGGACGACACAGAUCCCGUGGAAGGACAAGAUCAUGUGUCCCUAUGUCGAAGGGCAGGUCGAUGACGGCCGAGUCAUUAUCAGCUGCGAGCACCCCGGCCCCGAGAUCGCGGACGAGGAGAGGAGAGGAGGCUGCGCGGAUCGUAUGGUCAUGAUCAACACGUGGACGCAGAACCCGCGCAACGCCGAGAUGGUCCUGAGGAAGGACGCAAAGUACAAACCAGUCUCGAAGCUCUGA
This is a messenger RNA of Trichosporon asahii var. asahii CBS 2479, 1197 nucleotides long. RefSeq lists its product as uncharacterized. Gene Ontology annotation, molecular function: hydrolase activity, acting on acid anhydrides, in phosphorus-containing anhydrides. Bases 1 to 1197 code for a protein of 398 amino acids. The transcript is spliced from 4 exons. Gene Ontology annotation, cellular component: mitochondrion. The record is from RefSeq and is a predicted model, not a curated record. NCBI's taxonomy places the organism in Eukaryota, Fungi, Basidiomycota, Tremellomycetes, Trichosporonales, Trichosporonaceae.